GCUUAUUCACAUUACUUGUUGUAAUCGCAUUGUUUCACUGGACAAAAGAAUAAUAAUGUCAGCAGCUAACGGCCAUCACUUCAAUCCUCUUCAGCAGGCACUCAACAAUUCUCCUGGAGGUGGCAGAUUCGGUGGACCAACAAAAUGCAUCCCGAAGGUUGCUUCAGUACUGAACCAGAACCCCGGGAAGUUGAAUCAAGAUUACUACAAGGAGAGGAUUAGAAAGAGGCUGUGUGAUGUUAAGCUGGAAGUGUCGCCGUCUGCGUAUGAUACGGCGUGGGUGGCAAUGGUACCGGGGCUGGGAGAAUACUCCGGCAGGCCUCGUUUCCAGAAGUGCCUUGAAUGGGUAAUGGAAAACCAGAAUGGGGACGGCUCAUGGGGACUCACUCCAGGUCACCCCUCCCUCGUUAAGGAUUCACUUUCAUGCACUUUGGCAUGCAUCCUCGCCCUCCAUAAAUGGAACCUCGGCCACCGACUUCUCGAAAGAGGUUUGGAUUAUAUUGGAUCAAAUUCUUGGGCUGCCUCUUCUGCUGAUCAGUUAUCUCCCAUUGGAUUCAAUAUAGUGUUUCCUGCCAUGGUUGACCGUGCUAUCAAAUUGGAUUUAACUCUUCCAUUAAAGCCCACAUUGAUCGAUUCACUCCUUCACGCUCGAGAUUCAGAAAUUAGGUUUGUUUUCUGA
Messenger RNA from Andrographis paniculata, 679 nucleotides. RefSeq names its product nezukol synthase KSL3-like. Lineage: Eukaryota; Viridiplantae; Streptophyta; Magnoliopsida; Lamiales; Acanthaceae. The record is from RefSeq and is a predicted model, not a curated record. Bases 56 to 679 code for a protein of 207 amino acids. Gene Ontology annotation, biological process: diterpenoid biosynthetic process. The transcript is spliced from 3 exons. Gene Ontology annotation, molecular function: terpene synthase activity; magnesium ion binding.